Molecule: messenger RNA, 559 nt
Organism: Miniopterus natalensis
Lineage: Eukaryota; Metazoa; Chordata; Mammalia; Chiroptera; Miniopteridae
Source: RefSeq, a predicted model, not a curated record
AUGGGUGUGUUAAGGAAUGUAGAUGCGAGAGGCGUUCCUGGAAUUCCAUGGCUCAUUAAUACGCAGAAGCUUUUUGAAUGGGCAGAUGAAGUCAGAAUUGACCCAAAUAAUCCAGAAUAUUCUGAUUUAAUAGAAUUUAUUAUGUACAUGAAACAUAAAGGAAAGGAUAUUCCAAAGUAUUUUCGUCUUGAACAGUUGCAAGAUGAAUUUAAUUUUGUUUCUGAAGAGGAAAUGAAUAAAAGUAAACGUUUCCAGCUCUUGCAACUUAGAAAUGCAGGUCAAUUAGAUAUUUUCCCUCUGCAACAAAUGCCCCUUUAUGACGAAGAGAUUCCAGAUUCAGUCUUCCAGGAAUGUGAAAGUCAGAUAGAAAAGGAUGUGCCCUUUUCAGAUGUGAAUUCUAUUACUGCACAAAGGAUUAGUUCUGCCAAUUUUCUGAAAAAGAGCCUUGGAUAUGCCUACUUCUUUCAUAUCAUCCACAUCUCGCUUCAGAUAUAAAGAAACAAUAAAAUCAGUAGCCUCAGAAGAGAUCUUAAAUGAGAUACUGUACACCCUUUUGUGG